GUAAUCACAGAAAUUACAAUAGACCUAGCAAAUUCCAGAAAUUUCUGCAUCAUUUAAUACAAAUGAAUGCUCCAGAGUUGUGUAUAUUCGACGCCUUCUAUCUCAAAUACCUUAGCAUCGCUGUUCCACUGGUCUAUUAAUAACCACGAGACUUUUACUGGAAGGGAAAAUAGUUUGUCCCUGAUCGGAUUUGUCACCUGCAAUGUAAACGUUGAAGCUAGUCUUCAUCGUUGCAAAUCAAUGCUCUUGCAUCACAGGUUAUGGUUUAUUUGCACACGGCAUGUGGUGUUCUUUAAAAUUAUAUAUUAUACGACAGUAUUAUUUGUUACGCCCUCUUAUCAAAUAACAGUAAUAUUUUAGCCAAAUUGGAUCAUAUCUGCUUUCGUGUGCUACCGUCAUCUCGCGGUAGUUUAUGGAACUGCAGCCGGUUGAUGUGUGUGCAGAUCGUGCUGUUGGUGGUUAUAUUUGUAGUAAAAUAGUGAUAAAAGUCUUCAAAAGCGCAUAGUGGUGGUGUCUUUAAGUUGUCUGAGCACCUGCAAAAGGGCUGGUGCGUUUUAUGGAUCCCAGUAUAGGUUGGUUUCAGCCAGAGCAAGACGGACCAUCGAAAGUGCUGUGGACACGCAUUUGGGAAGCCCAAAAGGGGCUUGAUAGUAUGAAUAUUAUAGAUACUAGUCCAGCAAUAGGACAGAAAGGACAGGAUUACAUUCAUUUAGAUAGUUUAACGAACAAUGAAGAUUUUCAUGAUCGUGUGAUAAAUAAUAAUACGUACUACAAGCGCACACGCAGGAAAAGGAAAAAUCGUGCAAGUACUUAUGGCAUGAACUUUAACCAGGCGUCGUUGGUUGGUGAGCACGGUGGUUGCCCAUGGAGAAAUUCUAAUAAAACCUACGGCCGUGGUGUCAUCGGUCUUCAUGAAGAGAUCGAGGACUUUUACGAGUACAUGAGUCCAACGCAAGCAGAACAUGAGCUUCGCCUUAGUGUGGUUCGAAAGAUUAAAAAAGUUAUCCGUAGUUUGUGGCCAGAUUCAACAGUUGAAAUAUUUGGAAGUUUCAGGACAGGCCUUUAUCUCCCAACAAGUGAUAUAGAUCUGGUUGUGAUUGGCAAAUGGCAGACCCUUCCACUUCGGACGUUGGAACAAUCGUUGUUGGAACACAACAUUGCAGAACCAUCAUCAAUUAAAGUUCUUGACAAGGCUUCGGUACCAAUAGUAAAGCUGAAAGAUCGGGAGUCGGACAUCAAGGUUGACAUCAGCUUUAACAUGAGCAAUGGUGUGAAGUCUGCAGAGCUCAUAAAGGACUUCAAAGAGCGCUUCCCAGUUUUGCCAAAGCUAGUCCUUGUACUAAAACAGUUCCUUUUACAGAGAGAUUUAAAUGAGGUUUUCACUGGUGGUAUCUCAUCUUACAGUCUCAUACUCAUGACGAUUAGCUUCUUGCAGUUGCAUCCACGUCAGAAUGCGUAUAGCCCAAACGCUAAUCUUGGUGUGCUGCUAAUUGAAUUUUUUGAGCUGUAUGGCCGUAAAUUCAAUUACAUGAAGACUGGCAUUCGCGUUAAGAAUGGAGGCACCUACAUCUCAAAGGAAGAGGUGCAGCGUGAUAUGGCAGAUGGACAACACCCUUCACUUCUUUACAUUGAAGACCCACUAACACCUGGGAAUGACAUAGGACGCAGUUCAUAUGGUGCACUGCAAGUAAAGCAGGCUUUCAGUUAUGCUUAUAUUGUGCUUACACAAGCUGUGAAUCCACUUAAUCACCUCAUCUAUGAUGCUAACAAGGCCAGUAUUCUAGGCCGAAUCAUCAGGGUGACUGAUGAAGUGAUCCAGUAUAGAGCAUGGAUCCGGGAAAAUUUUCCCGUAUCAUCUACAGAGACUGAAGGAGAGCACGAGCCUGAGGCUGAACCUGAAGCCGAGCCUGAAGCAGAAGCAGAGGAAUCCUUAAGCUCGUGCAGUGAUCAGUCAACUCUGGAUACUGGAGAUUCAAGUUUAACUUCCUCCAGCGAUUCGGUGGGUCAGCUACCGCUCCCGUUUGGAUUCAGAAAGCAGCAGAAGUUCGUCGAGGCGGGAAGUGACCAGUGUUCAGUACGAAAAUCUUCCAAACCAUGCAACAGGGUUAGACUUCGAACAGAUAGUUGGAGUCGGUCGGAGAUAUCGUCACCUGUCAAGGGGCAUGACAACAACACGGGGCUGGCCCCGACACACAAGACACUACUCCCCGUCUGCAGUGACAACACAGCAACAACAUCGAGUAACACAACAGAUGUCCUACCAUCCCACUGGUGUUCACCAGACAGUAGUGCCAUCUCUACAACAACAGCAGCAACAACAGACUGCACCUCCCACGACCAACAACAUUCAUCGAGGCCGUGCCAGCAAGCGGCGCAAGAGCGGACUUCCUCUACGGAACGGAGCCGUCCCCCCUCCGCCCCCGACCUCAACCGAGCGGUACGCCCGGUGAGGCCCAGUGAUGGCGCCCGUCCUCGUGGGUCUACACCUGGCCGACGUGUCCGAAUUUUUGCCCGCAGUCGGGCGUCGUGUGUCGCUUGACCUCUCUUCCUCACUUUGCAACCAUGUGCCAAGUGUUGGGCGGAACUAGUUAAAAGUUCUUGCUGUUGGCAGGUGCAUUGACUGAGCUCUUGAAGUUGCAAAUCUACUUGCAACACUUUGAGAUGCACUUACGUGUGGGGCCACAUGUACCCUUGUGUGAUUAGACUGUUUUGAACAUGAUAAUCUUCAAUAAGUCUUAUUUAUAAAUGACUCGAGAAAAAAAAUGUGAGCCAUCGUGUACGUGUCUGUGUGAGCGCAUGCUUGAAAUGUGUGAAUGGGUGAGUAUUCUGUGUGGACAGUAACUGAAGAAGACAAUUCAGUGUAGUAUCGUGAAAACACAUUUAUAUCUGUGUAUUUAUGAGCUUGUAAUUUGUCAUGUUCCUUUUCUUCUUUUUCUUUUUUCUUUUUUUGUGAGUAUGUAUUCCAAGGCAUCUGCACUAGAAACCAACAGACUUGAAAUUUCAUGACCUAAGGGCUUCAGUGCAUUUAUUGUAGCAGCACAUGUGGUUGUCUUGUCUCUGGCAUCUUUGUGAUGUCACCAAUUGCCUCUUUUUCUGUACCACAACAAUUGUUUACCAAAGUUAUAAACUGAUCUUCUCAUGAAACCAUAGUUAAAAGUGAACAGCUGAAUUUUGGAGCAAGCGGUUCUGUAAAUGUGCUUCCAGUAAGUUACAUAUGUUUGAUAUUUUUAUGUAACAUUAAUUUUAUAGAUUAUCCCGGUAUAUGCAAAGGCACAAAAAAAUCCCUGAUUUUAUUUACCAGGACAGUGUAUUAUUUCUUUACACUAGCUUUCACAUGAAAGACGCUUCAAUUUUUUAGCACUCAAGAAAUCAUUAUAGUUAUGGCUGUGUCGCAGUGAAUGUGUGCAAACAAGAGCAGUUUAUAAUCUUUUUACUAAUAGCUGUUACAGCUUAUUACCACACAAUAAAAGUUGUUUAACUUAUUUUAAA
Schistocerca serialis cubense is the source of this 3489-nucleotide messenger RNA. Its product is annotated as terminal nucleotidyltransferase 4B-like. Gene Ontology annotation, cellular component: nucleolus; TRAMP complex. NCBI's taxonomy places the organism in Eukaryota, Metazoa, Arthropoda, Insecta, Orthoptera, Acrididae. Gene Ontology annotation, molecular function: mRNA binding; poly(A) RNA polymerase activity. Bases 557 to 2539 code for a protein of 660 amino acids. The record is from RefSeq and is a predicted model, not a curated record. The transcript is spliced from 9 exons. Gene Ontology annotation, biological process: RNA 3'-end processing.